AUGGCACAUUUUGAGGCACAUUAUGGCAAGUCUUGUCGAAAGCCAUUAUGCUGGUCAGAAGUUGGCGAAAGAAUUUUGGUAGGCCUGAAGAUUGUGGAUGAAACUACCCAGAAUAUUCAGCUAUCACCAUGGAAAGGUGUUGUGCGGUUCGAAAAGAAAGGCAAGCUAAGUCCUAGGUACAUUGGAUCGUAUAUGAUCACCGAGCAAGUCAGUAAGGUUGCUUACAGGCUUGAGUUGCCUCUAGAGUUGUCCAAAGUUCAUGAUGUGUUUCAUGUUUCGAUGCUUCGACAUUAUGUCUCAGAUCAUUCUCAUGUGAUUCCUCCUCAACCUUUAGAAAUUAAUCUGGAUUUAACUUAUGAUGAGAAGCCAGUGACUAUAUUGGAUUGGAAGGAUAAGGAGCUGAGGAAUAAAACAGUGCAUUUGGUGAAAGUUUUGUGGAGAAAUCGCUCAGUAGAAGAAGCUACUUGGGAGACAGAGGAUCAGAUGAGAGAGAUAUAUCAACGCUUGUUUUAUGACUAUUAG
Malus domestica (apple) is the source of this 522-nucleotide messenger RNA. NCBI's taxonomy places the organism in Eukaryota, Viridiplantae, Streptophyta, Magnoliopsida, Rosales, Rosaceae. The record is from RefSeq and is a predicted model, not a curated record.